Messenger RNA from Colletotrichum scovillei, 1254 nucleotides. RefSeq names its product zinc-binding dehydrogenase. The record is from RefSeq and is a predicted model, not a curated record. Gene Ontology annotation, molecular function: oxidoreductase activity. Bases 85 to 1092 code for a protein of 335 amino acids. NCBI's taxonomy places the organism in Eukaryota, Fungi, Ascomycota, Sordariomycetes, Glomerellales, Glomerellaceae. The transcript is spliced from 3 exons.
GACAAAUCUCUUUCAUUCUUUUCAAGUUAACUUCUCAAGUGCAGAUUGGCAAGGUUGAAAUCAGGAUAAGAAAACUUUAUCAAAAUGGCCUCAACAAUGAGAGCAGUUGACAUCAAGGACGGCAAAGGUCCCAAGGAGAACCUCUUCAUCAAUGCCGACACGCCAAAGCCCACGGCUGGCGAGGGCGAGGCUCUGGUCAAGAUCAAGGCCUUCGGCAUCAACCGCAUGGACCAGAUCCAACGUCUUGGCAAUUACCCGCUCCCGCCCCAGGCGCCCAAGACCCUAGGAGUCGAGUUCAGCGGGACUAUUGAAUCCUUUGGCUCGGGCGACCACGGCAAUUUCAAGACUGGAGAUGAGGUCUUUGGCCUCGCGUACGGUGGCGCAUACGCCGAGUACAUUGCCGUCAACAGCAAGAUGCUGCUGCACAAGCCGGAUUUCCUGUCCUGGGAGCAGGCCGCUGGCGUUCCAGAGACCUGGAUCACCGCCACGCAAGCCCUGUUCCUCGUAGGCGAGUUCUCAAAGGGCAAAUCCGUCCUCUGGCACGCCGGCGCCUCUGGCGUCUCCAUCGCGGGCAUCCAGCUGGCCAAGGACGCGGGUGCGUCCGCCGUCUACGCGACGGCCGGGUCCAACGAGAAGUGCGACUUUGUGGUCAACAAAGUCGGUGCCACGGCGGCCUUCAACUAUAAGGAGGUCGACUGGGCCGAGAAGAUCAAGGAGGUGACGGGCGGCAAGGGCGUGGACGUGAUUGUCGACUUUGUCGGGGGCGGCUACUUCCAAAAGAACCUCGACGUCGCGGCGCGAGACGCGCGCAUCGUCCUGCUCGGCCUGCUGGGCGGGCCCAACAUCGAGGGGGCCAACAUUGGGCCUCUGCUGUACAAGCGCAUCAGGCUUGAGGGCAGCACGUUGCGGAGCAGGGACGUGGAGUAUCAGGGUAAGUUGAGGGAUCGAUUGGAGGAGUAUGUGCCGCAUUUCAAGACGGGGAAGCUCAAGGUCGUGAUUGAUACGGUGCUUCCGUGGGAGAAGAUACAGGAGGCUCAUGCGCACUUGGAGGCGAACAAGAACUCGGGAAAGAUCAUCUGUACCAUUUCGUAGAGGGCGUGUUGCAGAUCACUGGUCGAACUUGGUUCGAGACUUUCAAGCUCUAAUAUCAACUGGUCCGCAUAGGUGAUGCCAGGCUAAAGGGUGCCUACUCAAACAACUCUGCGGUUCCCCGUCAUGGGAUUUCGCCAUUUCCAUCUGCGUAUUGCGUUGGUG